Molecule: messenger RNA, 574 nt
Organism: Pistacia vera
Lineage: Eukaryota; Viridiplantae; Streptophyta; Magnoliopsida; Sapindales; Anacardiaceae
Product: non-specific lipid-transfer protein-like
Exons: 5
Coding region: 47-574 (175 amino acids)
Biological process (GO): lipid transport
Molecular function (GO): lipid binding
Source: RefSeq, a predicted model, not a curated record
CUCCCAACCAACAAACCCAACUUUACAAGCAAUUCUCUUCAUUUUCAUGGCUUCCAGAGUGCUCGAGAUGGCUCUAAUCCUGAUCCUGGCGGCCCUCUUUUGGGGUGGGGCCACGGCUCAGUCAAACUCAAACUGCAGCAAUGUGCUCGCCACCAUGGCGCCUUGCCUCAACUACCUGAUGGCAAACUCAUCCACUCCUUCAACUUCUUGCUGCUCUCAGCUCGGUGCCGUCGUAAAAUCUUCCCCGGAUUGCCUUUGCGCUGCUCUCAACGGUAGUAUUCCUUCAAUGGGGAUCAAUAUUAAUCGAACUAUUGCUCUGACUCUUCCUGGUGCCUGUCAAGUUCAAACUCCUUCAUUUAAUAAUUGUAAACAAGCCAUUGCACCUGCAGCUUCACCUACAGAUUCUCCAACAACGAUAAGCCCUUCUUCAGAUUCUCCAACAACGAUUAGCCCUUCAGGCUCUUCAAAUACAAUUACGCCACCAGCCUCAGGAUCGGGGUCUAAAUCAACAACACAAGAUUCAUCUGAUGGAGGCAUCAGAAGAUUUUUGCUUGAGGAUGAUUCUGAUUUCUGA